Messenger RNA from Haliotis rubra (blacklip abalone), 2625 nucleotides. RefSeq names its product solute carrier organic anion transporter family member 2A1-like. The transcript is spliced from 10 exons. Gene Ontology annotation, cellular component: membrane. Gene Ontology annotation, molecular function: protein binding. The record is from RefSeq and is a predicted model, not a curated record. Gene Ontology annotation, biological process: sodium-independent organic anion transport; transmembrane transport. The coding region runs from base 5 to 2092 and encodes 695 amino acids. NCBI's taxonomy places the organism in Eukaryota, Metazoa, Mollusca, Gastropoda, Lepetellida, Haliotidae.
CAAAAUGACGGAGAAAAGGGACAAUGAGAUGUCCCUUUUGGACAACCAAGAAAAUCAGAAAACGAAAAGUGGCCAUGUUGUUUUGACGGAGGAGGACGACCCGGAUACCCAGUGCGGGAUAGGGUCGUGCAAACCACGUGCCCUGCAGGUGUUUGCCAACAUUGCCGGCUUCACCGGCUUCUACAGCAUAACAAGUCUUCUUUCGGCAACGUUGUUGACAUAUGUUAAUUCCCAAGUCACGACACUGGAGCGUCAGUUUGGCUUUACUAGCGCAGAAACGGGAAUAAUAAUGGCUAGUAACGACAUUGGCUAUAUGCUUGUUGUCGUAUUCAUUGCUCACUUUGCCCAUCGAUCUCAUAUUCCCCGGUUCAUGUCAGCAAGUGUCAUGCUUUUUGGCAUUUCCGGUCUAAUUUGCUGCUUACCUCACUUCCUGUUUGGAAUGGAACAGUCACCCAGUGAAGAGCCCAAUCAAGAGUUUGUAUCAAGUAAUGCGACGUCUCAGUCACGAGUGUAUGGCCUGUGUUCGUUAGCAAAUGAUUCGCUCAUGAACUUUUGUGAAGAAUCUGAUUCUCCUGAAAAAUCGGAAGUGACGUCAAACAGACCACGUGAUCAUGCGGCUGCAGCGCUUGGGAUUAUCGUCAUCGGGAUGGCUCUGCAAGGGGUAGCAAAGGCCCCAAGAAAUCCGUUCUUGAUAACAUAUGUAGAUGGAAAUGUGGAAAAAGCCAAAACAGGAUAUUAUAUGGGCAUCAUUCAGUUGGCCAUCUUCGGUCCAGCUCUGGCCUUCAGUCUCGGCAAUACUUCACCAGCUAUAUGUCACGCCACAGAAAGGCUCACGUUGGGAGAUAUGUACAUGGUCACAAUCUACUUCUGCCAUACCACUAAAGCAAUGUUCACGCUUGAAGACACAGACCUGUACCCCCGCCACCCUCGUUGGAUCGGUGCCUGGUGGCUGGGAUACCUCGUGUUCGGAGCUGCAGCCAUCAUUAUGAGCUUCCCUCUUUUCUUCUUCCCCCGCAGACUAAAGAAUGCUCCACCAAGCGAUGCCAUGGACGAUAUAAAGAAACAGAAAAAGAAUCUUGAUAACCUCACAGCCAAACUUAUUGUAGAGGUUAAAGAUUACUUAAAGGUACUUGUGGGCAUCUUGACCAACCCUCUGUACGUCACUCUGGUCGUGGCCAGUGUCACUCAUCUGUUCUCUGUUGGGGGAGCGCAUGCCUUCAUGCCCAAGUACAUGGAAAACCAGUUCGGCCUUCCAGCAUGGAAAGCCAACCUUCUCAUGGCUGGUCUGAGCAUGCCGAUGGCGUCACUGGGAACGUUUGUUGGCGGUUGGUUGACCAAAAAGUUUAAGAUGAGUCCCAUAACAGGGUUGAAGUUUGUCAACAUCUUCACGUUCGUCGCAAUCGCAAUAAUGUCCCUUGGAUAUCUGUUUGGAUGUCCACAACCAAAGAUACUGAACCAACCUGGGACAACGACGUCUUUGACAGCUGACAUAGACGACUGCGGAAGUUCCACCUGCCACUGCAACGACAACGACUUCUUCCCCAUCUGUGGCUCCGACAACAACAACUAUUACUCACCGUGCCACGCAGGGUGCCUCGCCCAGAAAGGACCGAGUUACACGAACUGCACGUGCAUACCGAACGGUGGCAAGGCGACCCCGGGUCUGUGUGACUUCGACUGUCCUUACCUGUAUCCCUACGCUGUGACUCUUGCUGUAUCGGCCUUUCUCAGCACUAUGAUGAUUAUGCCAAAGAUCAUCAUAAAGAUCAGAUGUGUCACAGAGAAGCAGAAACCGUUGGCUGUUGCGUUUUCAUCGUGUAUGACGUCAUUGUUCGGCUUUCUUCUUGGACCAAUCAUAUACGGCCGCGUCAUAGACUCCACCUGCCUGAUUUGGGAUUCGCCUUGUGGUGAAAAAGGAGCAUGCGCAUUAUACGAUAUCGUUGAUUUACGUCUGAAAAUCCACGGAUUCUACGUUGUGUCACGUGCUAUAACUUGCAUCUGUUUGCUCAUCGCUCUGGCAAUAGCCGUUAAGACGAAAAUAUUUGAAAAUAAGAACCCCACGAAAGAAGAUGAAGAGAAGGAGGUGCUGUGAUGACCAACUAGUGAAACAGGACUGAAACAAGCGUUACAGCAGAGUAUUACCUGCUUUCAAAUAAUGUGUUACACAGGACCUUGUAUAUGGAUUAUACAAUAUAUGCAAGUACACCAUAACGUAGAUGCCUUGGCAGAAAUAUACACUGUUGGGGAUAUUUAGGCCAUAUAUAAAAAUGUUAUUGUUUCUCAAUACCGCCCGACCCAACAAUUCGAGGUUUUGUUGAGUUUUUACACUAGAUAAAAUGUAACUUUGACUCUCAAAAUGUGCAUGACGUCUUUAUACCUCUAAGUUUUCAUUUUCUAUCGGAGAAAAUUCCCACAGAAAUCAAGGGGUUUGGCGCAUGAAAUAGAAUAAAAUGUAAAAACAAAAUCCUCCCGCCCGAUAAAUUUAAUGCGAGUUUACCGCAUGUCCACAUAUUUCUUUCCCAAGAACCCGGAAAACGAUACGGCUUUUGGAACAGGAGUAAGCUAUUUAUUUAUUGUAAAACCCAAGGCAACUGUAGUUUGCAUUUUCUGGAUUUGUAACUUUUG